AAAAAAAAAAAAGAUUUCGCAGAAAAUCCUUCUACUCCAAAGUGCAGCCUCUCCAGCAAACUGGAAGAGCCGUAAGAACAAAUUGGAAAUGCCUCAAGCGUUGAUUUUCCUAAAACCAUUCAUAUCUCCGCCAUCAUCUUCCUCUCUUUUCAGUAAAUCGAGCGUUAAUGGGGAUUUUCUUGAUACGAACACGGUGAAGAUAUGCAAAAGAACAGAGGUAGUGUGCCAGGGCAUGUUGGCCCCGAGGAAGUUCAUGCAGAGGAGGAAGAAAGUGGAGGUGUUCAAGGAUGCUGAGGAUGAAGUAGACCAGAAGAACUGGAGGAAACUAAUGGGUGAAAUUGAGGAAUUGGGUUCUGCUGUGUCUGUGCUUAGAGGCCAUAGGGUCAAGAAUCAGGCACUUCCCAGGGACAUGGUUCUCGGGACCUUGGUUAGAUUCAAGCAGCUCAAGAAGUGGAAUCUCGUUGGUGAGAUUCUUGAAUGGCUUCGGACGCAACAUUGGUGGAACUUUAAUGAAAUGGACUUUCUAAUGCUUAUCACGGCUUAUGGGAAACAAGGGGACUUCAAUAAAGCCGAAAGGGUUUUAAGCUACAUGACUAAGAGGGGAUAUCCACAAAGUGUGAUAUCUCACACUGCUCUUAUUGAAGCGUAUGGAAGGGGAGGCCAAUACAGCAAAGCAGAAGCAAUAUUUCGAAGAAUGCAAUCUUCGGGUCCUGAACCUUCUGCGAUUACGUAUCAAAUAAUCCUCAAAACCUUUGUUGAGGGUGACAAGUACGAAGAAGCUGAAGAAGUGUUCGAAACUCUUUUAAACAUGGAGGCUCCUCCCCUAAAACCCGACCAGAAAAUGUUUCACAUGAUGAUCUACAUGUACAAGAAGGCACGAGACUAUAAGAAAGCUCAUAAGCUAUUUGCACUAAUGGCUGAGCGAGGGGUUCCUCAAAAUACAGUUACAUAUAAUAGCUUGAUGUCAUUUGGGACCGACUAUAAGGAGGUUGCAAAAAUCUAUGAUCAGAUGCAAAGAGCUGGUCUUCGGCCCGACGUUGUAAGCUAUGCCCUACUGAUUAAUGCAUAUGGAAAGGCUAGAAGAGAAGAAGAAGCAUUAUCGGUUUUCGAGGAAAUGCUCGAUGCUGGUGUUAGGCCAACACAGAAAGCUUACAACAUCUUACUAGAUGCAUUUGCAAUCUCGGGAAUGGUGGAACAAGCUCGGGUUGUCUUUAAAAGCAUGCGAAGGGACAGGUGUAGUCCUGAUCUUUGCUCCUACACGACUAUGCUAUCUGCAUAUGUAAAUGCUCCGGAUAUGGAAGGUGCCGAGAAAUUCUUUAGAAGAAUAAAACAAGACGGAUUUGAACCCAGUGUAGUGACAUACGGGACACUUAUCAAAGGAUAUGCAAAGGCGAACAAUCUCGAGAAAAUGAUGGAGAAAUACGAAGAAAUGCGGGUGUCUGGUAUCGAGGCCAACCAAACUAUCUUCACCACGAUCAUGGAUGCGUACGGUAGGAACAAGGAUUUCGGGAGCGCUGUUGCUUGGUUCAACGAGAUGGUGUCUUGUGGCGUUCCCCCCGACCAGAAAGCAAACAACAUUCUCUUGUCUCUCGCGAAAACAACAGAAGAGCAGACAAAAGCUAACGAGCUCGUGGGAAACAUAAACGGGACAAAGGUAGUCAAAGGUUUCCCCGGCUUCACUGACAACGAUGAUGACAAUGAAGAAGACGGAGAAGUAACUGACGACGGUUAUAGCAACUACAAUGAUGACAGGUCAGAUGAGCUUGUUACUGUGUAGUGAGCAUCAAAACAUGAGGUUGUGGUAUUAUAUUGUAAAUUUGGCAUUCAUUUUGGUUGUGAAAAUGAAAUUUUUCGAAUGCUAAUUGUCAAGUGAUCAUAUAUUCUAUGUCAAACAGUUGAGAAUC
This is a messenger RNA of Ipomoea nil (Japanese morning glory), 1904 nucleotides long. RefSeq names its product pentatricopeptide repeat-containing protein At3g59040. The transcript is spliced from 7 exons. NCBI's taxonomy places the organism in Eukaryota, Viridiplantae, Streptophyta, Magnoliopsida, Solanales, Convolvulaceae. Gene Ontology annotation, molecular function: protein binding. Bases 89 to 1777 code for a protein of 562 amino acids. The record is from RefSeq and is a predicted model, not a curated record.